AUGUCCGGAGAAGCGUGGCUCUACCUGUUGGCGGUGUUGAUCAACGCCGUCAACCUCUUCCUUCAGGUGUUCUUCACCAUCAUGUACAGCGACUUGGAAUGUGACUACAUCAACCCCAUCGACCUUUGCAACCGCCUCAACGCCUACAUCAUCCCCGAAGCCGCCGUCCACGCUUUCCUGACCUUCCUGUUCGUCAUCAAUGGCUACUGGGUCGCUAUUGUUCUCAACCUACCUCUUUUGGCUUUCAACGCCAAGAAGAUCUACGAAAACCAGCACUUGCUGGAUGCGACUGAGAUUUUCCGCAAGUUGAACGUGCACAAGAAGGAAUCCUUCAUCAAGCUGGGCUUCCACCUCCUGAUGUUCUUCUUCUACCUUUACAGCAUGAUCGUCGCUCUGAUCCGCGAUGAAGGCCAUUGA
Penicillium maclennaniae is the source of this 417-nucleotide messenger RNA. RefSeq names its product cornichon family protein. Gene Ontology annotation, biological process: endoplasmic reticulum to Golgi vesicle-mediated transport. The coding region runs from base 1 to 417 and encodes 138 amino acids. Gene Ontology annotation, cellular component: endoplasmic reticulum membrane; COPII-coated ER to Golgi transport vesicle. The transcript has 4 exons. Lineage: Eukaryota; Fungi; Ascomycota; Eurotiomycetes; Eurotiales; Aspergillaceae. The record is from RefSeq and is a predicted model, not a curated record.